UCACUUGCUCGUUGCAUCUCGAUGGAAAAAAUAUCGAGUAUCGACAUUUGUAAAGCCCAAUAACAACGAUCAUCCCUUAUACCUCGCACUUGCCCAUGAAUAAAUUGGGUGGGGAUAAAGAUUCGAUUAUUGAAUGACAAAAACGCCAAACUCACGGGGUAUAAAAACUCUGUGAACUCGUCUUCCAAGUCAGUCGCAAGUUUUCUUCAACUGUGCAUCUUCCAGUUUCUGAGAAGCCAAAACCUUCACAUCUAUCAAUAUGAAGACGAUCGCAGUAUUCGCCGCCCUCGUGGCCGUAGCAAUGGCAGCCCCUCAGUUCGCCCAGCAACAACAACGCGUGCAGCCCGAUGUGUACCUCCUGAAGGAAACCCCCUCGAACAACAUCGGAAUUGAUGGAUACACUUUCGGCUUCGAACAGUCCGACGGACAAAAGAGGGAAGAAUCGGCUCAGGUUGAAUUCCGUGGCCCAAAACCCGAGGAUGCCAUCAUCCGCGUCCGCGGAUCUUUCAGCUACGUUGCCCCUGACGGCAACACGUACACCGUUUCCUACAUUGCCGACGAAAAUGGCUUCCAGCCCCAGGGCGCCCACUUGCC
Copidosoma floridanum is the source of this 594-nucleotide messenger RNA. RefSeq names its product flexible cuticle protein 12. Gene Ontology annotation, cellular component: chitin-based extracellular matrix. Gene Ontology annotation, molecular function: structural constituent of chitin-based larval cuticle. The record is from RefSeq and is a predicted model, not a curated record. Lineage: Eukaryota; Metazoa; Arthropoda; Insecta; Hymenoptera; Encyrtidae.